This is a messenger RNA of Lachnellula hyalina, 954 nucleotides long. Its product is annotated as Glycerol 2-dehydrogenase (NADP(+)). The transcript has 3 exons. Lineage: Eukaryota; Fungi; Ascomycota; Leotiomycetes; Helotiales; Lachnaceae. The coding region runs from base 1 to 954 and encodes 317 amino acids. Gene Ontology annotation, cellular component: cytosol. Gene Ontology annotation, molecular function: aldose reductase (NADPH) activity. The record is from RefSeq and is a predicted model, not a curated record.
AUGGGAAAAACCAUACCCACUCUCAGGCUGAACAAUGGGGUCCAUAUCCCGGCAUUGGGAUUCGGGACUUACAGUAAUGAGGUUGUGAAAGGAGAGACACACGAUGCUGUGAUUACGGCUCUUGAUGCCGGAUAUCGACAUAUUGAUUGCGCUUGGUUUUAUCAGAAUGAAGGUGAAGUUGGGUCUGGGCUUCGAGAAUGGCUCUCGAGGAAUCCAAACGUGAAGAGGGAGGACAUCUUCAUCACCACCAAAGUCUGGCAACAUCUCCUUGAGCCUGAAGACGUCGAAUGGAGUUUGAAUGACUCUCUGAAGAAUCUGGGUUUGGAUUACAUUGAUGCCUUUUUAAUCCAUUGGCCGUUUGCAGUAGAGAGAACUGAAGGCCAUCAAGUAAAACUCAGUCCCGAUGGUAAAUACAUUCUCAAAAAGCCCCUCACAAACAACCUAGAGCCUACCUGGAGAGCAAUGGAGAAAGCCUUUAGAGCCGGAAAAGCGAGAUCAAUAGGCGUCUCAAACUGGACCAUACCGCAACUCGAGCACCUCCUCAAGUACGCAGACAUGACUCCAGCGAUCAACCAAGUAGAAAUCCAUCCUUUCUUCCCCAACGCAGAACUCAUCAACUUCUGCACCUCUCACAGCAUUCUCCCCGUGGCUUAUUCUCCUCUCGGGAAGAUGAGUAGCCUAAGUAUAGCCACGAACGCCGGAUUCCUUGCGUUGGCGGAGAAGAAAAUGGCGACGGUGGCUCAGAUAUUGAUUGCGUGGGGUAUCAAGAGAGGAUAUGCUGUUAUACCUAAGAGCGCGAACGCAGGCCGGGUCAAGAGUAACUUUGAGUUGGUCGAACUAAGUGAUGAAGAGUUUGAGGCUGUGAACAAGGUGACAGAGGGAAAGCAUGAGCGAUUUGUGAAUCCGGUAGAGAUUUUUGGUUUCGAACCUUUCCCAGCAGAAGAAUCCAAAUAG